Molecule: messenger RNA, 4996 nt
Organism: Aedes aegypti (yellow fever mosquito)
Lineage: Eukaryota; Metazoa; Arthropoda; Insecta; Diptera; Culicidae
Gene: Oamb
Product: octopamine receptor Oamb
Exons: 6
Coding region: 2377-4095 (572 amino acids)
Biological process (GO): adenylate cyclase-activating adrenergic receptor signaling pathway
Cellular component (GO): plasma membrane
Molecular function (GO): G protein-coupled acetylcholine receptor activity
Source: RefSeq, a predicted model, not a curated record
UGCCGUUUGGUUGUAAAAUUGCGAAUCGUUCGCCGAGACGCGGGACAAGUGCUCUGCACGGUUGUUAUCAGUCUCUACUAACUAGUCCUAGUAGCUAGCUGGGAUGCUUCCAUCAUCAUCAUCAUCAUCAUCAUCGUCAUCAGUGUAUAGACCUUCUGCCAGUGGGGCUGCCCUGGGAGGAAAGAGUGUAACGCUCGCUUCCGGUUUCCGUGUCCGCCCGUCAGGUUGAAAGAGUGAAGUUCUUCAGUGUAGACGCGAAGUGGUUUCCCGACGGAACUAGUGUGGAUUUUUUCGGGGGGUUAUUCCAAGCAGAAAGUCGCAGUGUGCCUAGAGAUAAUAUUUCGACUCCGUCUUUUGAAGCGAAAUGCCCUGGCAGAAUUUGGCCUGCUGUGAUGCGCACAUCAAUCAGCCUACUGUAGAAAUGCUAGGUGUAAUGUAAGCUCACUCUGUCUACGUGCUGUGGGUGACGAGUUAAUAGCAAAGUACAUGAAACCAAAGUGCUAAAAUAAGCGUGAAAUGGAUUUUCGACGAGAAACCGGUGAGGAAAUCUGAUAGUGUGUCUCGUUUGUGCCCGUUAGUAGUGCUGGCUGCUGUGCUGUAUUGUUACCAUCGAGAAGCUCCACAGCGAUUGUGAUGGUGCGGGUUUACGGUUUGUUUACGGCUGUGGAAGUUUAGCGCCUGAAACGGAAGGCAGGAAGGCAGAAUACGGAAGGAGAAGAAACCAAGCUAGAAGCCUUUAAAAAGUUGCAUCUCGGUAACUCGGUGUUUCCCUUGGCGAACCGUCGAAGCAGGCUCUGACGCUGCUAGUAGUUCGACUUCUACCGCGACGUGAGUGUGCAUUGAGAAAAGAAAUAAAAGUAUUUAGACGUAAGCUGAUAAGAUUCCUGGGGUGAAUUACAGAAAAAAAGUGUUGUGGCUUCACGGUUUGAGCAGUGGUUUUGUUAAUCGAAGGAGAAAAGCGCAUCCAGAAAUUCCAGUAGCUUGCAGUCAGUGUUUGUUCGACAGCAAGGAAAACUUGUUCCAGCAAUUGCCGCUUGGCUGCGUGGAGUCCGAAAACAAAUUGUGAUUAUCGCAGCAGGCGUGGGCUGAUGUAAAUCUCCAGUUCGAAAUUGGAGACUGUUGUUGCUAAUGUUCGCGACUUGAAAGCUGAUCGGCGAGGACUUGCCGUCGUCGACCAUGAAAGAAAUGUGCAAUCCGCAGAUCAAACGGAAUCAUUGAAAAGAAUCCUUGAGAACGUGGUGAAUCGAGUGCAGUGAAGUGAAGACGACCCCAUAAAUACACAAACACACACACACACAUACACAGAGAAGGAGAGAUAGACAGAGAUAGAAGCCAUCAUCCGUUCACAGUUCACAGUGUACGGUGACAACAAAUUGAAAUGUGAAAACGGCAAGUUGGAAAUCGAAAAGCACUUUAGAGCCGAACAGAGAACCGGAGGAAAAACCGGAAGGCGCCCAUUUCUCUUUCAAUAGCAAGCAAUUUCCAGACCAUUAGUGGGGGCAUUUGUGACAGCUAUACAAAGCGAGUGAGAGAGAGAGAGCUAGCAUCCAUCCUUGAAGUUUUGAACUGCUCGUGCAAAGGUUGCUUUGUUGGUUGCUGUCGAUGUGUUCUUGAAUUGUGGAGGGGGUUUCUGAGGUCAAUGUUGAGGAAAGGAAAUCAAGUGGAACGAGACCAAGAGCGCAAAUCAAGGGAAAGCCAGAAGUAGUUGCAUUAGCGAAGAAGUUCAAGGUGGGGGUAACAUCUUUCCAUUCUGCUGCUCUCCAAGGGUGGGGGCAAGAAGUGUUCGGUUUUGGUGUUGCUCCGGAGGCGCUUGUGUGUCGGUUGUGUGGGUUGAAUGGCUACUACCGGACGACAUCGACAGCAACGUCAACGAGGUGCAGCAGAUAGAAGCAAUAGCAGAAGCAGAUUCAGCAGCAUCAACAUCAACAGCAACACCGCCGUGAAGAAGAGUGCUGUCAGUGUCAACGGUUUGUGUUCGUCAUCGUCGGAAUCGUUGGCCGUUGGCGUGUUACGUGAACCGCAAAAUGGCUAGAUUCUGCCUGCGAUUCUGGUCCGAGCUGAGAUUUGUUAGAGCAAACGAGAGUUUCACUUCUACUACCGGAGUCGACUGUAGCACAGCGACAUUCCACACCACAGAAGCCGGCCCUGUCGGCAAGAAAUCUACAAUCAGAAGAAAGAGAUACAGAAGAGUGGCCUUUGUUGGUGGCGUUCGGUUAUCGGCAAGUCGUUCGGAUCGAAGCAAGCUGCCAUCGCUGUCACUCUGCAACAGAGUUGGAGAUGAUCACCGGCCACCACUAGGACCGGAAGAGUCGGCAGUGGUUGGUCAUCGCUUACCGUUGUGCGCCGGAAUCGAACCGCCGCGGAGCAGCGUCCGAGAUGAAUGCGACCGAGUGCAACAGCCUGAUUGCCUCGGUCGAGUGGACCGAGCCGCGCAAGAUCCUGCUGCUGGCCAUCCUCAUCUUCAUCGACAUUUUGGUCAUCGUCGGGAACACGCUCGUGGUGGCCGCCGUCACCAGUUCGCAUAAGCUUAGGAGUGUUACCAAUUUUUUCAUCGUUAGUCUAGCCGUUGCCGAUUUGUUAGUUGGAUUAGCUGUAUUGCCGUUUUCGGCCACCUGGGAGGUGUUUAAGGUAUGGAUCUUCGGUGACGUGUGGUGCCGCGUUUGGCUGGCCGUCGAUGUCUGGAUGUGCACCGCUUCGAUACUGAACCUGUGCGCGAUUUCGCUCGACCGCUACGUGGCCGUCACCCGUCCCGUCACCUACCCGAGCAUCAUGUCCACCAGGAGGGCCAAGUCGCUCAUCGCCGGGCUGUGGGUGUUGUCCUUUGUGAUCUGCUUUCCGCCGCUGGUCGGGUGGAAGGAGCAGAAAGUGAAAGAGAACCUAUUAUUACCGUAUGGAAAUCACACGCUGGUGUCAAUGUCACCGUCACCAGUCACUUCCACCUCAUCGUAUUCAUCAUCGCCAUCAGUGUCGUCGAUAUCAUCAUCGUCUUCAUCGCCAUCAACAGGAACGUCCUCGGCUUUCAGCACCAUAACCUCCUCCUCGAUUGCCGAGAGCUGGGAAGUGGGAGGGAUGGGCGAAACGUCCCCCAAUCCGCCCCCCUGCCCGUGGACCUGCGAGCUGACAAACGACGCCGGAUACGUCGUCUACUCGGCCCUGGGGUCCUUCUACAUCCCCAUGUUCGUGAUGCUGUUCUUCUACUGGCGCAUUUAUCGGGCCGCCGAGCGGACCACACGUGCCAUCAAUCAGGGAUUUAGGACCACCAAAGGUGGCAAGAAGAGCAACAACUUCGACGACAGUCUGACGCUUCGGAUGCAUCGCGGCAAAGGCGUCGGAGCCCUGAUGGCGUCCACCAUGCGAACACACAACAUGCUCAUCGAAGGUUCGGCCGUGCGUCCCUCCAGCGUUAGCAACGCCUCCUCCACCGCCAACGCGAAUCCUCAGAUCUCGAUAUCCUGCCCUAGUGGGAACACGUCUCAUCUCACCAGUCCUACCGUAUCGCUAGGCUCAUCGCUCCAGAUCAACCUGCCGUCGCAGCACAACGGAGGUAGCAGCAGUGCCGGAGGUUCCGGUUCCGGACGCUAUCCUCCUAGCCGACCCAACUCGCGGCGGAAAUCCGUCUUCAAGGAAGCCCCGGCCGGAAUCUCCCGGGAUCUGUCGCCGAACUCAUCCAAGAAGCUUGGCAAAAAGCACUUGAAGGUGCAGGUCAAACGGUUUCGCAUGGAGACCAAAGCGGCCAAAACGCUUGCCAUCAUAGUAGGCGGGUUUAUUAUUUGCUGGCUGCCCUUCUUCACCAUGUACCUCAUCAGGGCGUUCUGCGAUGACUGCAUCAACGACACCUUGUUCUCGAUCCUCUUCUGGCUCGGUUACUGCAAUUCAGCCGUCAAUCCCUUCAUCUACGCUCUCUUCUCGCGUGACUUCCGGCAGGCCUUCAAACGGAUCAUCAUGCGGUGCUUCUGCUGGAAGCGGUUCAAGAUCAACCUCCUGAAGAAGUCCUCAACCACGCAGCAUACUAACAAUCAUAGCUACAGCCCGUCGGCCUUCACUCCGCUGGCGUCUACGCCGCGAACCGAACUGGACAGUACAGUCUUCAGAUGACGAUCCUUCAGCUCGCUGGAACCGCCAACACCGCCGUACGGCUCUGGUAAGAGGUCCCAUUCGCCUUCCGGUGCGGGGCCGGGACUGUUUCGGUCCACUUCGGUGAGGACGCCGUUCUAUAGCAGUAGUGCUUCGGCGGCAAGGUCAACGGUGGAAGCCCCGCUUCCUCACCGCCCGACAGUGGUCGAGUACCAGCAGGGAGUGGGCGGUGGAGGAACGGCUCGGACGCAACGGGUCAUUGCCGAGGAGGAUCAGACGAUCGACAAGGAUGACGAACCGUCGUCGGCGGGAACCGUGGACAAGAGCGGGAAAACGAUUACGAGCCUGUAAGGCUGGGCUUGGGCGGGAGGCUUGGGGUGACCGUUCAGAUUGGGAAAGGGGUGACCGAAACGGAACUGACAGGUUUGGGGCUUUGCGGGGGUGGGAAAUACGGCGAAAGGUAAGUGGAACCGUUGAGUGCAUGCUUGUUUCAUGUGAACAGUCUACAGUGGUCAAGCCUUAUAGGGAAAAUAUGUCAAAUCUGCAAUCGUAAAUCUUGCUCCUUUAAUGUCCCUUACGGAUAUAAAGAUAUCACUGUAUUAGCAGUUUAACGCUACAAUACAUGGCUCGUGGCUCCUAUGUCCAUCCUCGUUUCUGCUCUAACUUCACCAAAUCGUUGGGCUUUUGGGCUUCUUAACCAGCAACCGAAUCUGAAACAACAUGACCUGCCCAUCGUAUCCUUCUGAGUACUGGGAUCACCGUAGAGCUGGGCAAGCUUGUGAUUCAGGCGUUCGUAAACUCCAGGAGCCUACAGGUCCACCAGGUAUUACCGCUACUAUCAACCGUCAGCAUCGAUCCAAGGUAGACGAACUCAUUAGUACCGUUCUGAAUGCUUCGUACGCUUCUUUCUGGAAGCUUGGAA